Messenger RNA from Helianthus annuus (common sunflower), 1570 nucleotides. RefSeq names its product probable LRR receptor-like serine/threonine-protein kinase At1g34110. The transcript has a single exon. Gene Ontology annotation, molecular function: protein binding. Lineage: Eukaryota; Viridiplantae; Streptophyta; Magnoliopsida; Asterales; Asteraceae. The coding region runs from base 170 to 1441 and encodes 423 amino acids. The record is from RefSeq and is a predicted model, not a curated record.
AAUCGAAUUCUGAAAUGUGUGCCCACCCACCCCCCGUGAUUCACCUCAAACAUAUCAAAACUAUAAAAAGCAGAAAUAAAAGAUGACAAUACAACAUCUGACAACACUCUACUAAAAUCACAAAACAAAAACACUCCAAAACCUUCAAACAAACUCAAACCCAUCACUCAUGUCUCCAAAUAUUAUCAUUUUCAUCAUCUUUUCCACAAACUUCUAUAUUCAUACCUACUCUCUCACACACUGGGAAGACAUACAAUCUCUUAAACACUUCCGAAACGGCGUCGUUUCCACCUCAAUAACCCCCGGUUCCUGCUUGUCCACCUGGGACUUCACCGUGGAUCCAUGUGAUUCCCUCUCCGGUGAAAAAUUCACAUGCGGUAUCCGAUGCGACGUCGUUUUAUCCAACAUCAGUAGAAUUACCGAAAUAUCCCUGGACCGGGCCGGUUACUCCGGUUCACUUACCUCCUCUUCAUGGAACCUUCCGUUUCUUCAAACUCUUGACCUCGCUAGCAACUAUUUCUCCGGUCCAAUCCCCGGUUCGUUCUCCCGGUUAACUCGGUUAACACGACUCAGUGUUUCAACCAACUUGUUAAACGGGUCAAUCCCUGACUCGCCCGGGUCAUUACCCGGUUCGCUAGAGGAACUACUGCUUGACAACAAUGGGCUUCAUGGGCCCAUCCCACUAUCUCUAAACGGUUUAAAAAAUUUAAAAAGACUCGAACUCCAAGGUAACCAACUCAGUGGCGAGUUCCCCGAGUUGACUCAACUCGGUAACCUUUCGUUCCUUGACGUCAGCAACAACGUCAUCUCCGGCUACCUUCCGGCGAGUUUUCCGGCCAGUUUAAUCGAGCUUGCAAUCAGAAACAACUCUUUACAAGGGAAUAUUCCGGCGAAUAUUAUUAACAAUUCCGUUUAUCUUCAAGUUCUAGAUCUGAGUUACAACAAUCUCACCGGAGAAAUUCCGGCGGAGCUUUUUACUCACCCGUCGUUGCAACAGUUGACCCUAGCGUACAACCGGGUCGGGUCGAUUGAAACUCCGGAUAACUGGGGGAGAAAUAGUGUGUUAAUAGCGGUUGAUUUGAGUAACAAUGAUAUCCAUGGGUUUUUACCCGAGUUUAUGGGUUGGAUGCCGGAUUUAUCCGCUCUGUCAUUGGAGAAUAAUAAGUUUUCCGGCGUGAUUCCGACGCAAUACGCGGUGAAGGCGGUGGCUGAGGACGGUGGUGGGGUGGGGCCGUUUGAGAGGUUGUUGUUGGGUGGGAAUUAUUUGUUUGGGUUGAUACCCGGCCCGUUUUUGCAGGUGAAAAACGGGUCGGGUAGUACGAUCCGUUUAGGGGAUAAUUGUUUGUAUGAGUGUCCCGCGAGUUUUUGGUUCUGUGGGGGUGGGGUCCAGAAAAGUGUGGUGGAGUGUAGGAGUUUUAGUUUUAGUCCCGUGAUUCCUUGAGACUUGUUGGCUCACGCGUUUGUGUUUGUUUUAUGUUUUUUGUUUUGUACAUAAUUUGAAUUUUAUUUAAAAAAAAUCUAGUGUAAUCAUGUAAUGAGAAACCGAAUGAUGAUGUAAAUGUUUGAUCGA